UAAAAAAAAAAUUAUAUUUUUCAAAUAAAUAAUCUAAUAGUAAGCUUUUAAAUUAACAGCUGAACCCAUGUCACUUUUAGAACUAGGUUAGCCUAUGUCCGUGUUUUCUUUCCAUUGGACUUAAAAAAAUAAAAACAUUUCUUCUGAAAUCAAGCAUACUAGGGCAUGCAAUCAGCAAAUACCUGUUUCAAAUUGUCAACAAACCAACUGAGAAAAUGUGUUGCGGUGUCGGAGUUUAUUGCUGCUGUUGGCUUAUAAUCGAGAUUUUACCAUACUUAUGCCUUGUAAUUUUACCACUUAUAGGCUCUUUUUAUGGUUCCGAUUCAAUAUAUCGCACAUCAAUUUUAUUAAUAGGCCACAGUGUGAUUAUUGAAUACAUUCCAGAACAAAUGCUCCGUUAUAUACCCUGUUUAAAUAUAAUGCUGUUUGGAAUUUUGAUGGUUAUACCUCUGUCCCUGAUGCCUUGGCCAGUGGUUUGGUUGUACAGUAUGGCAAUAUGGAUAACAGAGCCAAUUUUUAUGAUUGCUGAGGUUUUCUUAAUUCUAAAUUUUGUAAUGCGCAUUAGUCAGACGGCUGCUGAUAAAAUUGAAGAGGAUGAAGAAUCUGCUCAUUUAUACAAGGGUGCAAUUCUAAUGUUUUCAUCACUCAGUUAUGCUUUUACAGCAUCAGUGGCUUACAGUAGUGUUUAUAGCAACGCAACAACAUUCCAAAUAGUAAUACUUGUGGUGAUUUUAUGCAUUUGUGUUGCCAAUCAUAACAUGAUGCUGAUGGCUCAUGAGGGUAUCAUAAGUGAUUGUGCCUUCACUUGUUUAAUAAAUGUACUGAUCCUGUAUACAAUGAUUACUGAAACCCAGUUUAUAAAUUCACCUUUACCAGAACCGUUGCUAUGGAAACGCUCAGGUGGAACCAGUUCUUCAGGUUUUGUUCAAAUAGUGGCCUCUAUUUUACAGAUUAACAUAGAUUAUGCACAGAUACCAAUAGAUUUCUUGAAGAGGUUUUUCAGCCCUUUGUAUAUUGUAAUGUUAGCCAUAAGAUUAUACAGCAUAUUGUUCAUAGUACAGAAAGUGACCAGGAACUUUUUUCAGAAGGAUGAUACGGACAGCUUUGAUUGUGAAGAAGAAACACCACCACCUUGUAAAUCACCGGUUUUGUUGAAGGUUUCUAUUAUCUUCAUGUUUACUCAGCUGUGUGGAAAUUUACUUCAAGAAUGGAGUGGAAAUCAUGCAUCUCUGUUUUGGUAUUUACCCAAAAUGGCGUGGACAUCUGAAUUUCUCUUCAAUCGUCUCAUUCAAAUAGUAGCAGUAAAUGGAUUUUAUAUAUGGAGACUGUACAGAGCUGAAGACUGGACAUGGAAUCCCUGGCUAACACCAUAACAUUACUCCUUAGUUACUAACAGAAGCACAAACUGUUAGUGUUUCAUAAUCCUAUGCUUAUUAUUCUGAUCUGGGAUCAUCAGGAAUGCCUUAAUUUUUGUAAAGCUAUAUACACUGUGCUUAAUUCUGCUUGACUUUUACCAUGAUCAUUAUCAACUAAGGUAGAAAUAUAUAAAUGCCCUUUCAUCUUAUCUUACAAGUUUGUCAAAAGCCACUUUUUAAUAUUUUUAUAUAUUGUAUAAUUAAUAUUUUGCAACAAUAAACUACUUCAUGCAGUUUGGAAUCUUGCUAACCCUUUGUUUUUAAACUGCAUCACAUUAUAAUUAG
This is a messenger RNA of Physella acuta, 1700 nucleotides long. RefSeq lists its product as uncharacterized. The record is from RefSeq and is a predicted model, not a curated record. NCBI's taxonomy places the organism in Eukaryota, Metazoa, Mollusca, Gastropoda, Physidae.